Molecule: messenger RNA, 582 nt
Organism: Dichomitus squalens LYAD-421 SS1
Lineage: Eukaryota; Fungi; Basidiomycota; Agaricomycetes; Polyporales; Polyporaceae
Exons: 5
Coding region: 1-582 (193 amino acids)
Cellular component (GO): intracellular anatomical structure
Source: RefSeq, a predicted model, not a curated record
AUGACGGGCUCUGAUGAAUACCUGAUUUACGCAAUCCCGAACUCGGAGCUAAUAGAUCAGCUCAGGUUGAUACGGCACCCGGAAGGAGGAUUCUUCGCUGAGACUGACCGUCAAACGAAAGAAAUUCCUUCACCUUUUGCAGACGGCGCACUGCGCACUCUGGCUACUACCAUCUACUACCUCCUCACGCCCGACGAGGCAAAUGGCGUGUUCCACAUGAACAAGUCAGCGACGAUGCACGUGCUCCAUCAAGGUCGCGCAGAAUACACCCUCAUCACCCCAGGCACUCCACCAAAGAUCGAGCGAAAGGUCAUAGGCCCGAACAUCCACUCGGGCGAGGUCCUCCAGCUCCUCGUCCCAUCUGGCGUUUGGAAGAUGUCACGCCUCCUCUCGGCAGACCUCAUAGCGGCAACCUCGCAGGAGGAUGGGAAGGAGCGCUAUGGCUGUCUCAUUACGGAGGUCGUUUUCCCGGGCUUCGCAUGGGAAGACCAUGCAUUUGGCACGCGCGCCGAGUUUGACAAGCUCUUCGAGAAUUCGGACUCUGCGGAAGUGCAGGAGCUGAUCAAGUACCUGAAGAAAUGA